Messenger RNA from Anolis sagrei ordinatus, 4796 nucleotides. The record is from RefSeq and is a predicted model, not a curated record. Lineage: Eukaryota; Metazoa; Chordata; Lepidosauria; Squamata; Anolidae.
GGACUUUCUUGCUGAUGGAACUUCUUCCUCUCCCGAAGCAAUUAAUUAUCAGUGUGGGUGUUGUGUCAGUCAUGGUAAAUUGAAUUACCUCUGAGCCAAUACAAGUUGAGUAAAAUCAUACAAUAGAAUUCUUCGCAAGAUCUCCCCUUUUUUGAUGCACACUAUCCUUCAGAAGGGUUUGGCCAUAGGACACAAGUUGGCAUGGCUGAAGCUGUCCAUUACAUCCACCUCCAGAACUUCAGCAAAUCCCUCCUGGAGACCCUGAACGGGCAGCGGCUGGGGGGCCAUUUCUGUGAUGUGACGGUGCAUAUCCAAGAGGCCACUCUCCGUGCCCACCGAUGCGUGCUGGCCGCCGGCAGCCCUUUCUUCCACGAUAAACUACUCCUGGGCUACUCGGAGAUCGAGGUGCCGCCGGUGGUGCCUAGCCAGGUGGUACGCCAGCUUGUGGAAUUCAUGUACAGCGGUUCACUGGUGGUCGCCCAAUCCGAGGCUCUACAGAUCCUCACGGCGGCCUCCAUCCUCCAGAUCAAGACCGUCAUCGACGAAUGCACCCAGAUCAUCUCCCAGAGCCGCAGCCCCAAGCCCCCCACGGCCCCUCCGCCCGUUUCCCUCUCUAUCCCUAGGACUCUCCCUGCCAAGCCUCAAGAGCAGCUGACCUCCAAAGAGGCCAUUGCCAGUGUCUCACGACCUAGUGACAUCGAGGCUGCCCACCUCGAAGCUCCCAAGUUGCUUUGUGCCUCGGAGGUGCGUUAUAAGUUGCGGGACCUGCUCUCUUCUCAACACAGGGAGGCAAGGGGAGCCGCUUGCGAAGGGGGCAUCAGUGAUGGGGAAGCUGGAGGGGCUUAUUUGCACCCAGCAGAGGCAACACCCAGCUGCCAUAGCCGCAAGCAGCGCCAGCCGGUGAGGCUCCAGUUGUCUGAGGCCAUACCCGUCAUCAUCAAGGACGAAGAGGAAGCGGGCAGGGAAGGCAGGGAAGGUGUGGUGGCAUCUACUGCCACUUCAGAACCAGAGGGCAAAUUGAGCUGCUUUGCCGAGUGUAGUGGGAGCACUAACUUCCCUGCUGGGUUUCCUGAUGAGACAGAUUCAAAGAAUGCCGGGAACACCAGUGGAGCUAACCGGAAGGAGAGCAUCCACAUGGAUUAUGCCACUGCAGAGGGCCAGGAUUUCUUUGGGAACCAGGAUGUUUUUUCAGAGUCCUUCAUCCCAUCCUGGCAGGGAGAAGAAAGCAACGAAGAGGCCACGGCUUCUGUCACCCGAGACAGGGAGAAGUUCCACUCGGAUUGCGGUUUGGAGAUCUCCAACUUGAGAAGCUUGGCAGGGGAGUUCAAGCCAGAUUUGGGCGGACCCUCCUCGGCAUUCCCACCACGCAGUACUAACAGUGGUGGGGGGUUGGCAUUUGUCUCCUCGCUGGGUAUCCAGAGGGAGCUUAAACCCGAAGUCAGCAGUGCCAACGCAGCCACCAGCACCACCAGCAUCUUCCAGUUUCAUCUGCCCCAGCCUACUGGGGUGGCUCAGAGCUUCUACAGUAUCCAGCAGCAACCACAGCAGCAGGAUGCAAGUGGCAGUAACAUGGUGCAGCUUGGCCCCAGCAAUAUGGGCUCAGGUGCCAUGCACGGUGGAGAGCAGCAGAAUCAACAGCCAGGUCCCUCGCGGUGCUCUGAACCUUCUUACCAAUGCAGCCAUUGCCAGAAAACCUUCAGCUCCCGCAAAAACUACACCAAACAUAUGUUCAUCCAUUCCGGUGAGAAGCCCCACCAGUGCAGCAUCUGCUGGCGCUCAUUUUCCCUGAGAGACUACCUGCUCAAGCACAUGGUGACCCAUACAGGGGUGCGUGCCUUCCAGUGCUCCAUUUGCUGCAAGCGCUUCACUCAAAAGAGUUCCCUCAAUGUCCACAUGCGCACCCACCGCCCCGAACGCUUUCAAUGCUGCAUCUGCAACAAGUACUUCUCCCACCGCACCUUGCUGGAGCGCCACAUGACCACCCAUACUGCCUGGAAAGGUGGGCAACCUGAGGUCCCAGGGGCCAUGGCACCAGCCACUUCUUCUGCUGACUGGAAGGAGAAGCCUAACGUUGCUGGUACUGUGCCGGCCAUCGAAGGCACUGUUGCCGGCACCACUGCAGCAUGGAAGACUGGGGAGCCAUCGGCCGAGAGUGCCAUUGUUGCUUGGAAAGCUGGAGAUCCGGCCCCUGGGGAUGGCAACCUCGUGGGUUGGAAGGGGGAGGCGACAGGAGAAGGGUCGGUUGCAGCCUGGAAAGGGGAUCCAGCUUCAGAGGCGUCCAUGCAGCCUCACACAGCAUAGGACACUGGGAAGUAAGAGGUUGUGAUCUAUUUGACAAAGGUGCCAUGACAGCCUGCACUCCAGCCUGGAAUUGUUUCAUUUAGAGGCUGUUCCACUGCAGCAUUCUGUGGCUUGGAACACUCUCUUAUCCAAGACUUCUACUCCUAUGGGGCAGAUAUUUGAGUCUCCAUAUGGAGAGAAAAAACAGGAUAUAAAUAAACAUAAUAAUAAAAUAAUAAUAAUUCAGAGGCUGCUGUGUAAGCGAGGCAACCAGUAGGUUCAAAUGUGAAGCAUGGAAGUGUCAUGCAUCUGGGAUGUACGAGGGGCAUUCAUUAAAUAUUUCCCCUGACCCACUUCUAUUUAUCACAGGAUGCUGAAACUGCACAUGGGUAAUGGUAUAAGUAUCUGUUUUACAGGUGCUGAAGUGGUGUGAGGUUUGAUAAUGGACCCAGUGGAAUACAGAGUAGUCAUCAAGUUCCUUUACUUGAAAGGCUGUGCAACAAAGGAGACGUUUGAUGACAUGAAAGAGGUUUAUGGUGAUGAUUCUCCAUCAUAUGAUGUAAUCAAGAACUGGCAUCGUCAAUUUAAAUGUGGUCAGAUGUCAGUGGAAACAGACAACUCUGCAUCUGUAUGCUUGCCCACUAUGCCCUGCUUCAUGUACAGAGGAACAACUGUUGGAGGCUACAGACAAUACAUUUCUGUUGCCCAUUUUUGGUCAAAAGAUAUUUAGCCACUUGUGCUCAUUCUGUUUUUAUCUGCUUUAUCCUAAUUUAUGCAAUGCUUUUGAUACAAAAUAAAUAAGUGGAAACAGCUCCAAUUCCAGGGCGACCCCACUCUGCUAUUGAUGAACACACCAUCCAGCAAGUGGGGGGGUCGCCAUUUUGGAAAAUCGCUGUGUAACCAUUCGCUACCUAGCCCAAAAUGUCAGGAUUACUGUGGGGUUUGUGGAAAAAAUCAUCCAAGACCAUCUUCACAUACAUAAGAUAUCUGCUCGUUGGGUCCCCCGGCUGCUCACAGUUUUCCAGAAGCAGGAACGAGUCGAAUGCUCUCAGGCUCUAUUGAUGAUGUGCCAUGGAAACCAGGAGGACUUUUUCAACAGACUGAUCACACAGGAUGAAAGCUGGGUCCAUCACUAUAAUCCUGAGACUAAAGUCCAGUCAUUGCAAUGGAAGCAUCAUGACUCACCACCUCCAAAGAAAGCACGUGUCCAACUCUCUGCAGGCAAGGUCAUGCUCACAGUAUUUUGGGGCCAGCAUGGAGUAGUAUGGAUGGAUUUCCUAGCAAAGGGUACCAUGAUCACUGGGGCAUACUAUGCUUCACUGCUGCAGAAAUUGCAGGAGGGCAUCAAAACCAAGAGAUGUGGUAUGCUCACCAAAGGUGUCUGCCUUCUGCAAGACUGCACCAGUUCACAACUCAUAUGUUGCCCAAAUGGAAGCAUACGCCUGUGACUUUGAAAUUCUACCAUAUCCCCCUUAUUCACCCAACCUCUCACCAUCGAGCUUCCACAUCUUUCCAACAAUAAAGUUACUAUUGAGGGGCAAGCAUUUUUCAGAUGAGAAGACUCUGAUUUCCAAAGUCACUACAUGGCUUUUGGAGCAACCUGUUAUCUUCUACAAGUGAGGUGCUCACAGUUGCUUAAAAAGAUGGGAAAAGUGUGUGUCUUGGGUGGCACCUAUGUUUGCAACAGCAUCCCUAGCCUGCCUGAAAUGUAGUGGUAGAACAUGCUUUGCUUGGAUAAAGUAACAGAUUGCGCUGUUUACCUUUCCAGCUAAAGGAUCCUCCAUUAAUGCUGUACUGAGAAGGAACUUUCUGAGUUUUGGACAAUGCUGGGUACAUGAACCAGUGGUCCAACAUGAAUAAUAGCCACAGUACAACUUGUUGGGAGGAACCAGCAGGAGAAAGCUGUUACUUUGAUGAUCUUGUUCCCAGUGGCAUUGGGCUGAUCUCUUUAGGAAAGUUCGUGCAAACUAUGAUCUAACAGAGCUGCUCUUGGGUUCAGUUACAAGAAACUGGAAAUGCACAUUCUUUACUGCCAUAUAAAAAUAAUAAUCGAGUGGGCAGCCUUGGGUAUAUUAUUCUUAUGACCUCUGGCGGCCUUCCCCAAGACUACCGGCCUCUGUCUGUGUUGUCUGCAACUCCUAAUACAUUUAGAUGUUACCAGGGAAAACUGGCUUAAUAGUAUUACGCUUAGAUUAUGAGGCUUCUGAAAAAAGGGGGUGAGGUGGUGGACCUUAAUGAUAUUGUCCGAGCCUUUUCCUACUGUUUAACCAUUCUCUACAGGAAAUAAAACUGUAUGUGUUUGUAUUCCUUAACUACAGAAAUGUAUAGCAUUUGAUGGAAUUUUGGAGGAUGAUCAUAACUCUUAUGUAUUUGUAUUACAUGUUUAUUAUUACAGAUUCAACCUCUGGUUAUAACAAUAUUUGGCAAUCUGUUGCAUGAAAGAUGUCUCCUUGCUGGAGUACCUCUGAUAGUCACAACAGCUUGAAAAAGUUACUUUUUCGGACUGCACCGUCAAA